AUGGACGAUAGCGGCUUAGUUGCUGCCUUGAAGAGAGAGACCAACGAAAGAAAACGUGUCCAAUAUAUUAAAGAAUUACGAAAUAAUUUACGCCGUGAAAAUGGACGACUUCAAAUUACUCAACCGUCUCAAUUUUUCGACUUACUAUCCAAUAUCUUGUCAACUGAUGCAUGGAGUGUUCGAUUGGAAUCGAUACAAUUGAUAGGCGAUAUUUAUCCGAGCCAAUCGGCCUAUAUCGACAAUCACUUGGAAAUUAUUAUACAACCGUUAAUCCUGAACUUAGCCCAUAGCAAAGCCAAUAUUAAAACUUCAGCCAUUGCUACAAUCCAUAUGAUUAUGAAAUCGACCUCUCAUGUCCAAUCUAUUCUUGACAUGCUAGCAGAACAUGGAGUUUGUAGUCAUAUGCCUAGAUUAAGAUUAGAGUGUAUAGCUGCAUUACCGGUGCUAUUAACGCAUGAUUUUAUCCAAUACGAUAUGUACGAGCUAUUUUUUGGGCUAAUGGUCCAAUUGCAAAAUGAUCCUGAUGGCGAUGUUACCACUCCUAUGUUAGGUGUAGAGAAAAUUCGUAGUUUAAUAGGUGAAGAGAAAUUUACCUUUUAUCUUAAACGUUUGCCUAAUCGUCUUCGACUGUAUUAUAAAAAUUUAACCAAUCUGCAUGCUGAUCCAUCGUCGCCUCUUACUCAAGAAGACGAUCCAAUUUCUGUAAAUCAUAAAUCCAAUGGUAAUAGUAGUAAGCAACCAUUACUAAGUAAUAACAUGAAUCAUGGCGAUAAUAACACACAAGCAAAAGAUGAUGAAGUAAGAGAAGAAGAAGAAGAAGAAGAAGAAGAAGAAGAAGAAGAAGAAGAAGAAGAAGAAGAAGAAGAAGAAGAAGAAGUUGAAGAAGAAGAAGUGGAAGAAGAAGAAGAAGUGGAAGAAGAAGAAGAAGUGGAAGAAGAAGAAGAAGAAGAAGAUGAGGAAUCAGACGAAGAUGUCGAAGUAGGAGAAGAAGAUGAAGAUGAAGUAGAGAAUAACGUUCAUAGUCAUAAAUAUCAUGAUGAUGCUAGUAGAGGGUCGCCACCUCAACAUGGUAUUCCUCCAGGUCAUCAUUUUAACGAUAACUCUCAACAUGAAAAUAAUGAAGGUGACUUACAAUUUGGUUUUAUACCAUCUCAUCUUAUUGAAUAUACUAAACAUCAUGAAUAUAAAUGGAGAGCUAAGGGCAUCGAAGAAUUACAUUCACUUAUUUCUGGCCUUUACGAUUAUCAAAAAAUACGAUCGCAUCUUAAAGGAUUUGCUGAUUUUUUAAUUCAUUUACUUGACGAUAUUAACUUUAGGAUAGUCUUAUCUACUUAUGAUAUCCUUCAUAGUGUUAUUCGAAAUUUAAAUAUAUCUAUUCGACCAGCGUUGAAAAUACUCACUCGCGGUUUAGUUAAUAAAUUAGGCGCUCUCAGUAAUACUGUGAUGCGACAAAAAAGUUUAAAAGUGAUCCUCUGCUUGAUACAGAAAUCAUCACCUAAAACGAUACUAGACAUUGCGGCUACCAGUUUAAAUGACGAUAAUCCACGUCGUAAAGAAGAAAUUUUAAAUAUCUACAUUGCUGCUAUGUCAUUAUAUCCACGUACUGACUUCGAUUUAACAGCAACAGCCCAAGUUAUUCUACCGACACUAAUUGAUCCAACACGUCGUGUACGUCAAGCAGCAUUGGAAGCCAUAGCGGUUUUAGCUUCAUUAUUCGGCCAUAGUCGGCGUAGUGAAUUAAUGGCAAUUGUUACAAAAAUAGAAAAUAAUCAAAAUAUUCCUGGCCUAUGUCGUGUUGUGACAACACGCCUUAAUCGUAAGCAAUUAGCUCGCGUUGAUGAUCUUGUUCAUUAUCCACAUGCCUUACCGACAUCGGCGAAAUCAACUGGUAAACGCGACAACAAUAUGGAAGCCGAUAUUAUGUGGAUAUUACAAGGAGAAGGGCCUGAUCCUUACGAAAGAUCUCAAUCUAAUUGUUCAAUAUCAUCACCGGAAAAUCCACGCGUUAAUAGUGGCCGAAGGAAUCAUAGUGCUGGAAUAUCUCGUCUACCUUGGGAACCUGUCAAUAAUUUUCCACGAUCGCCUGAAAAACCCAAAACAAAUCGCAACGCAUCGUUAGACGACGGCUAUAAAAUGACUUUUAUGCGUGACUCUUUAUCACGGCUUAAAUUAUACAAUGACAACUGA
Trichoplax adhaerens is the source of this 2187-nucleotide messenger RNA. RefSeq lists its product as uncharacterized. The coding region runs from base 1 to 2187 and encodes 728 amino acids. NCBI's taxonomy places the organism in Eukaryota, Metazoa, Placozoa, Uniplacotomia, Trichoplacea, Trichoplacidae. The record is from RefSeq and is a predicted model, not a curated record. Gene Ontology annotation, biological process: centrosome duplication; establishment or maintenance of microtubule cytoskeleton polarity; microtubule polymerization. The transcript has 2 exons. Gene Ontology annotation, cellular component: centrosome; microtubule plus-end; kinetochore. Gene Ontology annotation, molecular function: microtubule plus end polymerase activity; microtubule plus-end binding.